Dentiscutata erythropus is the source of this 213-nucleotide messenger RNA. The record is from the annotation of a GenBank genome assembly. Lineage: Eukaryota; Fungi; Glomeromycota; Glomeromycetes; Diversisporales; Gigasporaceae.
AUGUCUAAAACUUCAUUAGAGGAAACUAUUCGUAAAAUCCUCCAAAGUGAAUUUAAACUAAUUUUUCCUGCAAUAUUCUCCCCAAAUGCUAAUUCUGAUUCUAGUCCCGUUGUGUCCGAACAAAUACAGGAAAAGAUAAAUAACACCUCUCCAGGUUCCAAAGAUUCAACUCCGGAUGAAGUCUAUUUCGCAAGACUCACAAAACUUAAGUGA